CGAGACAAACACCCUAUUCUAACCUCAGCCAAAUGCCCACAUGACCAAAACCCGCAUCACCACUCGCAACUGUCUCAUCCUUUGCUCGUCUCAAAUCCUCAUGACCUUGUUCCUUUCUUCGAGUACAAGCUCUACGCAAACUCUGAUGGCGAUCACGACCGUCUCCUCGACCUCUCAGGGCUCCCUGACCCGAGACUCUUUGCAACCCACAUGCCCUUCGGAGCUCUACAAGAGCCCAUCAAGAAGUCGGGUUGCAAGAUUGUGUACAUAUGUAGGAACCCUUUGGACACGUUCAUCUCCUCGUGGAUUUAUACCAACAAGCUGAUGAAAGAGGGUGGCCUUCCACCUUUGCCCUUGGAGGAGGCAUUUGAGAUGUAUUGCCAAGGGGUACGUAGUUGGGUUUGGUCCAUUUUGGGAUCAUAUGUUGGGGUACUGGAAGGACAGCUUGGAGAGGCCAGAGAAAGUGUUGUUCUUGAAAUAUGAGGAGAUGAGAGAGCACAAUCAAGGGCUUCAUUUGAGGAAAUUGGCCAACUUUCUUGGCUGUCCAUUUUCGUUGGAGGAAGAGAAGAGUGGUGUGGUAGAUGGGAUUGAAAAGCUCUGUAGCUUCGAGAAGCUCAAGGAUUUGGAGGUGAACAAGAGCGGGAGUGGGGCGAUUAUAAACUUUGAGAACAAGCAUUUGUUCAGGAAAGGGAAGGUUGGGGAUUGGGUCAAUUACCUGUCUCCUUCCAUGGUGGAGAAGUUGUCACAAGUAAUGGAUGACAAACUUGGUGGCUCUGGCCUUGUGUUCAAACUGUUCGUUUCAUAAUAAUAAUAAUAAUAAUAAUAAUAAUAAGUGAACUUAAAUUUUAUUAAGCUAAAUAAACUUGUUAUCAUUAUAUUUAGGUUUAAUACAUUUGUAUAUCCAAAACUUUCACGAUUGUGCCAAUAAUAUCAAAAUUUCCUGAAAUACCACUUAUAGCCAUGUUUUAAAGUUGUUCUUUGCCAAACCUAUCCAUUUCCGUUAAAUACUUUGACUGCGUUAAUAACUCCGUCAACAUAGCUGACGACAAGCUGACUGGGCGCCAAAUAAGCAGACACGUAAGCGCCAAAUAUGUCAAAGGUGACACGUAAGAAAUUAAAAAUAAUUUUAAAAUAAUUUAAAAUAAUUUCCCCCAUCCCAUUCCAUAUCUUCGAUGUCCCCAAUUCUCCGCCAAUUUCGAUUUCCCGACGUCCUGUGCCGAUUGCGAACUUCUCUGGUUAACAACGAGCUGGGCCGACGGCGGCGGUGGAAUCAUUCUCCAUAAGCAAAUCGACUUCAAAGUCUGCAGGGGAUCCAAAUCUCGCAGCAGCUCUGCUUCUCCCCUAGGUUGUUCCCUGCUCUGCUCCUCUCUUCGUUACCCAGCGCUCACCAACUAUCACCUCCGUUAACCUUCUCUUCCUCUUCCCACCUUCAUCUCCUCUUCUUUGAAAAUCUCGAAUUUACAAACCCAUUCAAACAAAAAAAAAUCCCCAAUUCAAAACUCCCCCCUGUCGAUGACUAUGCCUUGUUCGUUUCAGAAGCACUUCAGAAGAGGAGCAUGUGGCGAAAUUUGAUCUGGGUACAGAUCCAACUACAAAGAUUUUGAGGGCAGCAACGAGACCUAGAAACAACAGUUACCCCUCGUACUUUUCUCUUCCUUUAAUUGAGACAAGAUUUGCCACCGGAUUUGCGACUUGUCGAUGUCGUGGAUAGGCUAUAAUCGGAGGGCGGUGGAAAGGUCUAGCGGAGACGAUUUUGGAGGCGGUUGCAUGAGGAGAGGGUUUGAGAGUUGCUUGAGCCAAAGAGUGUUUCAGAGAAAGGGGGAUUUGGGCGGCGGCGGAUUCUUUUCGUCUUCCCAAAACCCUAUCCUCAUCUCAUCCUUAUCCAAACGAGCCAUAUUGAGUAAUCCCUCAUCUAGAGGGAGAAGCGGAGAAUGAAGCCCGCAAUGGCGAUACUGAACGGAAGACGGGAACAAAAGUGGGCGACGCAAGAUCUGAUUUGGGGAUAAUAUUUUGGUCGGAGUUGGAAGGAUCCGACGAACAUGCUUUGAAGGCGAAGAGAUGGGUGAUGGGAAGAGAUAAGACAGAGCAGUUGGGCUUUUAACUUUUUUUUUUCAUUUCAUAAAUCCACGUGUAUAUUUACAAACAAAAUUGAAGAUAAGAGUUUGCCACGUCAGCAUCUCCGUUUGCGCAGUCACAUUUAACGUUAACAGCGUUAAAGAAUUGGACGGAAGUGGAUAUAAGUGGUGUUUCGGGAAAUUUGGAUAUUAUUGGCACAACGUUGAAAGUUUUGGAUAUACAAGUGUAUUAAACCUUAUAUUUAAUGUUGCAUUUUUUUUAUUCGGGAAGACCAUGGUUACCUUGAGAAAUGUCUGUAAUGGUGCUGAUGAUAUGUGUUAAGUAUUAAAAAGAUUCUAUUUGCUAAUUACUUACAGUAGGAGAAUUUGUAUCGAAAUGAUUUGCACAAUUUUUAGAAUUUGGUUGUAAAAACUAAAAUUUGAAACUUUAA
Molecule: messenger RNA, 2506 nt
Organism: Linum trigynum
Lineage: Eukaryota; Viridiplantae; Streptophyta; Magnoliopsida; Malpighiales; Linaceae
Source: the annotation of a GenBank genome assembly